UCUGAAGUGGCAGCUCCCAAGUCUGGGACCAUAUGGAUGAUUCAGCACUGAACCCCUCACCCGGCACAGGCCUAGCCACGUGGUACUCAGGAACCAUCUGGAGGAAAUGGGAGGAUUUCUCCAGGGGUUGGUCCCAUGGCCCGCCCCCACAGGAGUGCCUGCCUCUCCUAGCACCCCACUCUUCCUCAAGCAGCCCUUGCUCAGCUGCCAUCAUUCUUGUUCCUGCCACACGAGAUCACUGUUGGACACCGACCCACGCAGCCCCGUACUCAAGGGUUGUCACCUGACUCUCACCUGUCAAGCUCACUUGCUCCCCAACAACUGGCACCUACCAGAGUGACUGGGUCCGUGGGGGCUGUGGCUGAGCUAGGACCACCCAGGUGACCCCAGAGUCCCUCACUUCCAGGUCCUCAGGCAGGGCUAUGCCAGAACAUCCCCAAGGUGGCUGGGUAUCCUUGUUGACCCCCAGGGCCAGCUAUAUCCUGUGGGUCAGGAGGGGGCAGCUACAGACACCAUAUGCACAGGGCUGUUCUCCACACCAGGACAGAGAGCCUCUGGGGCAGGCAGGCUGCUCCUUGCAGUUGUCAGUCGACUUCUUCCUCAGCUGGGGUGGGGGGGCUCAUGGGGUCCCCCACUUCCUUCUAGAGCUGGCAGCAAGAGUGGGUGGUGGGUGUCACUGUGUUACCCCAGCCACUCCCAGCUCCCCAGGAAGCUGCAGCUAGGGCAGGUGGCCGGGGAAGCCCACUGCCCCCCAGACCCAGCCUCCACCUUUGGAGCAGGGCUGGCCCAACGGGGGGAGGGGGUAAGGUCAGGAGCACAGAGGUACCUUCUCAGUAUCGUUGGCUCUGCCCUCCAGCUCCUGGGCCCCCAGGUGUCAAGAGGCUCUCGCAGCGCCAGGAGGUCAGGAACAGGACUGGGAGCCUCAGGGAAGACCCUGACUACCACUCUGCAGGGACCUCCUGCCUGCCUCCCAGGACCCACACAACCCCUCUGACCACCCAGCCACCAGGGCCAGCCCUUUCUGCCUACCAGCUUGUCUGGGACCCGCUGCCUGUGACCCCGGAGCCUUCCUGCCCUGGGACGGCCUCAGCCAGGAUGACCAUCACCAGCCACCGAGCAGCCAUGGGUCCCUGGGCGGGCGUCCUGGCCAGCCUGGGCCUCAUCCUCCUGGUGUCACUCACAGCCCACUGCUCAAGCCCCCAAACCAAGAGCUUCUUCCAGAGCCAGCUGUACACAGACAGGGCCAGCCAGUGGGCCAGGGCCAACGACUCCCUGCUGCACAGCUUCUGGUGCCAGCCAGCCAGCCAGCUCAACCGGGACCAGCUGUCAGCUCUGGUCAGGAGGAUGACAUCCCAGCAGGUGCUCCUUGAAGCCUGGCAGCUCAGCUGCCUGGCCAAUCUUGUUGGGCAGCAUGGCCUCCAGGACGACUUUGAGCAACACCCACCGGACCUGCUGCUCUUCUAUGACCUGACCCAGGUGAGGGGGGACAACUGCCAGGCCUUCACACACCAUGCCAGCCAGGGGGACACAGAACUGCUGGCCAACCUGCCUGACCAGAGGGUGGCCCUGCGGUGCAAGGCCUUGGACUGCCUUGGAGGGCCCCGCCCUUGGCUCAGCGCCUCAGACCUGCUGCUGCUCGGGAGCAUGGUGUGCGACAUGGAUGUGGCCAGCAUUGCGGCUGCUGACCCCCACAUCCUGCAGAACCGGCAACGCUGCCCCCGGCUGACCACCGCCCAGCAGGAUGUCCUCAACAUGCUGCUGGCCAGUGGGAGGACUGUACUCGGGUCCCCGGGUUCCUGGACUCUGGAGGGGCUGCAGGCUCUGGGACCCCUGGCCACCCACAUCAGCCCCUGGCUGUGGACGCAGGUGCCCAAGGCCGUAGGCCUGGACUUCUUCUGCACAGCAGUGUCUGCAUACCGGGAGGGGAGGCUUGGCCCUCGUGAUGCCAGGCGCUUCGUCACCAGCUUUCUCAAGGCCAAGGCCAAGGCAGUGUCCCUAAGGUCCAGGUGGGGCACAGGGAGAGCCUGCAUCCGUGGUAACAUCACGGCAGCCACCUUGCGGGACGACCUCUUCCUGGUGCACUAUGACUGCCAACAGCUUGAGCCCUGCCUGGGCAGCCACGUGCUCCAGGCCAACCUGGACCCCCUGCUGCAGCACCCACUGCCUGCUGAGUGUCAGCGAGUGGUCAAGGCCAAGCUCAGCCAGAUCUACCCGCGUGGCAUCCCCGAGGACCAGCUACAGCGCAUUGCCUCACUUGUCUACCUGUACUCAGAUGUUGAAAUCAGCCAGUGGAACAUCACAUCCCAAGACACGGUCCUGGCCCUCCUGGCAGCGGACGUGGCCCUAGACAACCAGACUGAGGCUGUCCUACAGAAGUUCCUGGACCACAAUGGCACGCUCACCAGCCCACUGCUCGUGGCUAUUGGGGGCCCCCGUCUCUGCUGGAUGAGUCCCUGGCAGAUCCAGACCAUCCAGCCCUCCGAGUUCCGGCUGGCCGGAGCCCUAGACAUCUCCGCCUGCCCACAGAGCCAGAAGGACGUGCUGUACGCAAAGGCCCGCGAGGCCUUUGGUGGCACCAGGACCACCGCAGCCUACUACCGCUUCAUGCGCCCCUACCUCGGUGGCGCCCCUGUGGAGGAGCUGCGGCAUCUGGCCCAAGCCAACGUCUCCAUGGACAUAGACACCUUCACCAACCUCAAUCCCCUGGUGCUGCAGAGCCUCAGUGUGGACAACGUGACGACACUGCUGGGCCAGAACGUGGGGGACCUACAGAAGGUGCGCAGCCACCCCACCAUCAGCUCCUGGCUCCGCAGCCUGAACCACUCAGCCCUGGGUGAGCUGGGGCUGGACACCGAUGUUGCCAGCACCAUCGACCCAGCCUUAAUGACUGGAGGGACCCCAAACACCAAGCCCUGGCCACCACUCCUGGCCCACCCCUCGGGCCUGCCUGGGGACAGUGCUGAGGCCCCCACCUCAGUCUUCUGUGGCUGCUCCAUUGGGCAACCCCGAGCCCACCUGGGCCUGCUCGCCGGGGGCCCAUACUGCGGAAGGCACUGCCCCAGGGUGGCCAGGCCCGUGGGCAGUGCACGCAGGGUGGACAGGGCUCAUCCACAGAGCUGGGCCAGGAGAUCUGGGGGGCCUGCUGUCCUGGCCCCUACUCACCCCUGGCCUCUAAGACCUAGAGCUGGACUGAAGCACCAUGGCUGCCUGGACCCUUCUCACCCCUCCAGGAGGAAGAACUGGGUGGGGGACUUCAAUGUCACCAGCUUUGCUGAUGAGUAUAAAUAAAGCUUGAGUUCUCUCCCUGCCUGUGUCCCUCUACUCUGGGCUGGCAGUGGGGGGUGGGGGGCACUAAGAACCUCUGCCAGGGCCCAGCCCCCAUAGCCCUCUGCACACCUUGG
Molecule: messenger RNA, 3401 nt
Organism: Loxodonta africana (African savanna elephant)
Lineage: Eukaryota; Metazoa; Chordata; Mammalia; Proboscidea; Elephantidae
Product: mesothelin-like protein
Exons: 17
Coding region: 1096-3288 (730 amino acids)
Biological process (GO): cell-matrix adhesion
Cellular component (GO): cell surface
Source: RefSeq, a predicted model, not a curated record